Xenopus laevis (African clawed frog) is the source of this 4953-nucleotide messenger RNA. RefSeq names its product potassium channel, two pore domain subfamily K, member 13 L homeolog (gene kcnk13.L). Gene Ontology annotation, molecular function: potassium channel activity; outward rectifier potassium channel activity; potassium ion leak channel activity. Gene Ontology annotation, cellular component: membrane; plasma membrane. Lineage: Eukaryota; Metazoa; Chordata; Amphibia; Anura; Pipidae. Gene Ontology annotation, biological process: potassium ion transmembrane transport; stabilization of membrane potential. The transcript is spliced from 2 exons. The record is from RefSeq and is a predicted model, not a curated record. The coding region runs from base 1064 to 2293 and encodes 409 amino acids.
AGCAAAGCGGUCGCUGGAAUGUAGGAGGAGUUAUAGGUAGGCGUGGCAGCGAGGCGCACGCAUAUUCAGCCUCUGGAAAUGGAACUGCCUACUCGUUUUUUAUUGGUGGUAGGGCGGGCUAAGCAGAAGAGGCGGCCGCUGGGCGCGAAGGGUUUUCAGCUGUAGUGAUCGGAGCGGAGGUGUUGAGGAAGCUGCAAGGUAACGGCGAUUCACUGAGCGGCGCAAAUAGUUGGAAUCUUUGACCCACAGUAGGGAUUAUUGCCAUACGCGCUAGGGUGUGUUAUAUAUCAUAGUUGACGCAAGCAAUGUGUUUCAGUGUACCUUAUAGAGUUUGGAUAUAUACCAUCCUCCAGUCUCUUAGUCAUUUCUUCAUCUUUUCUGCACCGCUGACAAUGGUGCUGCGGCGUGCUGGCUACUGUGGGCUCACAAGUGACCGCUUUCUAUGUAUGAGGAGGGAUAUUGUGUCUCUGGUGACUAUGGGAUGAGCGACAAUAAAGACACGGCAGAGUCUGCUCCAUCUAAACCAACACAUGAUUUGACUGCCUUUUAGCUAACUCACAAGAAAAGCUGCAUUUAUCCUGAGCAGAUCUGCCCGAAACGAUCGCAAGUUUCUGUCACUUGGCAAUUAUGUUGUGAUCCAAUCUGUGGUCUCCUUCCUCACCUCAGCAUGGAGUUAGGGUGAUUUCAUAUAUACAAAUCAUGAGCUCCCUUCUUGGAAUCACAGAGGGCAAAGGUUAACAAAGAAUUGCCCUAAAGUCCAUCUGCCAGUCCAGCCUUCCUGGUAGCAAUGGUAUAUUUUCUUAUAAUGCUAGAGUUUGUGGAACAUAAUAGAGUUAUUGAUUUUCAAAAUGCCAAUAUCUUUCGGGAAUUCCACAAAAAACAGAAAUGUCAGCAUUUUGGGAAUCCCCAAAGUAUAGUCAGUUUAGAGUAUUAUGGGUUUAUACACAUACUGUGCACCCUUAAAUGUUCAUGCUGGGUGGCCAAUGUAUAAACUUCUGUGAAGCAAACUGAGAGACCUUGGGUUAAAAUCUGGAUCCUGGUUUGUGCUGCCAAGGGGCAGAUAAUGGCUUGUCGAGGUUGCUGUUGCUGCGGAUUUGGUCACAUAAACGAAGACAACGGGCGGUUCCUUUUGUUGGCAAUUCUGAUUAUUCUUUAUUUGCUGUGUGGUGCCGCUGUCUUCUCUGCCAUUGAACAACCCAAAGAGAAGGAAGCCAAGGAGAGAUGGCAACAAAAAUUUGACACUUUUAGUCAAAAAUACAAUCUCAACAUAAGUGACCUGCGAAACUUCCUCCGGGACUAUGAAGAGGCAAAUGUGGCUGGAAUUAGGGUUGACAGUAUAAGGCCAAGGUGGGAUUUUACUGGAGCAUUCUACUUUGUAGGAACUGUUGUCUCAACUAUUGGUUUUGGUAUGACUACUCCAGCCACUAUUGCAGGUAAAAUAUUUCUCAUCUUCUAUGGCCUCAUUGGCUGUGCAGCAACCAUCUUGUUCUUCAAUCUCUUCUUGGAGCGACUGAUCACAGUAAUUGCCUUCAUAAUGAAAUCCUUCCAUGAAAGACAGAUAAAAAGGAAGGGGGGCCUCCCUCCUGAAAGAAGACGGGGAUCAGGAAACUCAGAAGUAGACAGCCUAGCUGGUUGGAAACCCUCUGUAUAUUAUGUGAUGCUGAUUCUUUGUGUAGCAUCAAUUAUUAUAUCCUGUUGUGCCUCAGCAAUGUACUCUCCCAUUGAAGGAUGGGGUUACUUUGAUUCCCUUUACUUCUGCUUUGUUGCCUUCAGCACAAUUGGUUUUGGAGACAUGGUCAGUAGCCAAAAAGCCAAAUAUGAGAACCAGGGGCUUUACCGAUUUGGUAACUUUAUCUUCAUACUAAUGGGAGUUUGCUGUAUUUAUUCUUUAUUUAAUGUUAUAUCUAUAGUCAUUAAACAAUGUGUCAACUGGAUAUUACGGAGAUUAGAGUGCAGAUGCUGUCAGAGAUGCCAAAGAAAACUUUUUAGGCCUAAGAGAAAUGUGGUUAUGCCAGGAAAUGUUCGAACUAGAAGGAACAUCUCUAUAGAAACAGAUGGUGUGUAUGAAAGUGAAACAGAUGGACGGAGGAUGUCUGGUGAGAUGAUCUCCAUGAAAGACUUCUUGGCUGCCAAUAAGGUCUCUUUGGCUAUCAUGCAGAAACAGCUUUCAGAAACUGCCAAUGGCUGCCCCAGACAAAUUGGCACAAGUUCCAGGCACAAUGGAUUCUCAGGUGGUGUAGGGGCAUUAGCAAUUAUGAAUAACAGAUUGGCAGAGACUAGUGUCGACAGGUGAAUGUAACUAGUAAGGAUUCCAGUUUUCUACUGAUAAUACAUGCUAAGUGCCAUGUUCUGGGUUUGUCAUUUUUUCAGUUGCAGAAUGAGAGCCACUGGAGGUCUUUUGAAGAUAAAUCUCUGUGUAUGCCUAUAACAUGUCAUUCUUCUGCUCUUUAACACUGUUAAAGGUGAUCCAUCGUUGCAAAAUACAGUUAUUUCUCCAAACAGCUACAGGAUGCAGAGAUGGGCUGAGACACCAGCACAGUUCAUCCCAAAAUAUGCCUUCCCCAAAGAACUCAGGAGCCAGAUGGGCAUAUAACACAGGUAGUAAACGGACACAUAAACUCAACCUUGUUUAGCAAAACAUUUACCUAGUGUAAGCAUCUUUCACCAUUGUGUCAAUGUUUCUAUCUUUGUGGUCAUCUGCCUCAUUCUAUUUGUGAGUUGAACUAUAUUUGCUUAUGAAAAUGGGUAGCACACUCUGAUCUUCCCUGCAGUAUGCGUGGUUGGUUCCUUGGUAUUUGUGGAAGGCACAUUCUGUGGCAUAAUGUGUUGUAUCAAGGAACACUUUAAACAUUGUUUAGUUAAGAACAUAAAGCACUGUGACUCAUAUUUAUUAAAUUGGGUGCACUGGGCUAAGCCACUGCACAGGUAUGCUCUUUUGCAACCCAGAAUUCUGAAUUUCAGGCACGAUUUCAAAGCAUACCUAGUAACCUAUCUGCAUAGUACAUACAGCACCUUAAACCUACCGUACCAUAUAUGUUGCAUUUACAGGUUUCUAAUUGCUCUUUGGGGCUGCUCCAUGUUGGCUUUGCACCUUAUGACUAGUACCCAACUGCUGCUACUAGUACCCUACUUGAUGGUAAAUAUUUAUAAUCCUGCACCAGAACAAUAAAUAGGGCACUUUAUAUUCCAAUUUAUAAAUGACCUGACCCUGUGUGUGAUGAGAGCACAGCUGACGUGGAAGCCUAGAGAGUUAGUCAAGGAAACUAUUUUGACAGAUCCUUUUUCUAUUAAACGCCACAAUGUGGUAAGUCUGGUCCUUCAGGAUAUAAUGUUUACUGAUAUUUCUCCAAAGGAGAAUAAAGUAAGCACCAUUUCACAUCAUUUGUGAGAAGAUUGUGACUCUGCCCUUUGCACUGUUUGCCCAUUUGUUCCAAGACAGACCCCCAUGUUGCUGCUACAUGUAAUGGGACAAUGCUGCCUUUUCUUUUAUUAUUUGUGAAUUGCUUAGCCAGCAUCACCCCAGACACAAAGCCCCUUACGGCUCCCCUGCCUGAGCCAAAAACCCCCUCCAGCCCCCGCGCCUACCUUCUUCCUCUUGUGGCCGCACCGGGGGCCAAGGAUAGAGGUCGGAAGCCUUGCCAAAGGCUUUACGCAGGGAACGUGGCUGGGCCGUAGCCGGGAUUUUUCCUGGUGUCCAACCAGCCCAGUCUGAGCUUGUGUUUAGCAUUUAUAAGCUGCUUCCUUAUAAGUUGUCAACCUUUUUUAUUAACUGUAAAUGUUUGUAUUAUUUUAUUUGUACACACAUUUCAGCUCUGAUCAUAAUCUUCUUUUUACGAAAACUGCAAUAAGACAUUAUCUCUUGAACUGCACUGACUAAUCACCUCCUUAAAGCUACAGUAGAUCUACUCAUUUGGCAAGGUGGCAAACCAUGUGCAGAAACACUGGGAUGAAGUCCUUGCCCAAAUUUGAUUUUUAAAUCUGCUUGAUAGAUAUCUGGAUCAACCAGGCAGACCAUAUGUCAGGUAUUUAAGGGGAAAUCCCCAAUGCAUGGAUGGGAUAGUGGCGAGUCUUUAAGGCAAAAAACUGUUUGGGAGCAAACUGGACAGACUAGAGCAGGAUAGAACAGGACCAAAAAUAGACUGGAAGGGGAACAGGGCAAGGGCAAUGGUGAGCGAGAGCUAGGGACAAGCCACAGUACUUAAAACAAUCACUGAAUUUAAAUAUUGAGUUUCUCGGCUGAUUUAUAAUACACAUGUAAUAAACAAUAUAAUAAACUAAGGUGUUCAGAGUUUUUGAAAAAAUCAGGGUCAUUUCAAAUAAAUGAAUUGCUGAUUGCAUUUACAUUAAAUGCAAUCUGUGCAGUCUUUUUAUGUGAAUUUUCUAGAAGUGUUCACAAUUUUUCACUUGAUGUAAGUGUACCUUAUAAUAGGCUGACUUUUUAUUGAGCAAGAUGAGAACCAGUAAAAACUCUUACAGCAAGGCUUAAGUCUUGAGAUUUGUUUGCUUUAGAUUUGUCAGAUAAAUAUUGAUACAUUUUUGUGGCAGCUCUGUUCAAUAGCUGAUGCAUAGGCUACACUGUGACAUUAUUGAACAAUGUAGAACAUAUAGUACUCAUAAAUAUCCCGCUCCUCAACACGAUAAAGGAAAAUACAAAGCUUCACAGGAAAUGGUUUAAAUGUAAGUCGAAAAAUAUAGUCUGGGCACAUUGUCCCUGUAAAAACUCUAUACUGUCAUUGAAAGUGAGCUACACUGGACUGGACAUAAAUUUAUCUUCGUUCCAUAAUUUGUGCUAUUUGUGUUGAGCUGAGCAUUUGGUGCAAGGAUAGUGGCAUAAUUAAAAUUUUGUGCUAAAUCUCAGUUUCGAUUAAAGUGGACCUGUCACCUACACAUAAAAAGCUGCAUAAUGAAAGUCCUUUGCAAAUUAAAUAUGGAACCCCAAAAUUUAUUUUCAUU